Molecule: messenger RNA, 5428 nt
Organism: Pungitius pungitius (ninespine stickleback)
Lineage: Eukaryota; Metazoa; Chordata; Actinopteri; Perciformes; Gasterosteidae
Gene: mbtd1
Product: mbt domain containing 1
Exons: 17
Coding region: 488-2662 (724 amino acids)
Biological process (GO): negative regulation of DNA-templated transcription
Cellular component (GO): nucleus
Molecular function (GO): zinc ion binding; chromatin binding
Source: RefSeq, a predicted model, not a curated record
GACUUUUACCCGACCGCUGCCUUUACCAGACACAUGAAGGUUUGGUUAUUUCUAAUCCUCCUUUUUCAUAUAGCCUAAAUGUUAGACAGUUAUAUGAAAUGGAUAAAAGUGGCUUCAUUAUAAAACCACUUUCAGCAUUAAUAUCCCUUCUAUUCAUAUAUGUGUUGGUUUGACACGAGCGAUAUGGACAAGUUGUAUUCUAUUUCUGCCCAUGACCAUUAAAGAGAGGAGCGUUCAUUCAUUUCCGUUGCCGAGUCCACUGUUUUGUUUCUGAGUGGGUCGAUGACCUCCAUUCCCAAUCGACCAAUUGCAUGAAAGUGGGUUACGUUCGCGCAUGCGCAGAGGCAUCAAAGUAAUUUGUUGAUAUCCUGCUUGGUAGUAUUCAUUUAGACUUUGGUAUUUCACAGCCAACAUUUACCCCCAGCCUUGGGGUUUUCUUUGCACUGGGAGGCGCAGUUACCUAGAACGUUAUCUAUAUGAAGGGCUGAUGGAGGACACAAGGGAUUUGGCGGAACGCACCCCACGUUCAGAGCGUAAGCGGAGAGACUCCUUCGGGAUGUUUGAUGGCUACGACAGCUGCAGCGAGGAGUCCACCAGCAGCUCCAGCUCAGAAGACAGCGAGGAUGAGGUGGUGCCGUCCAUCCCUGCAAGUCUGCCCAUCAUCAAGAACAAUGGUCAGGUCUACACGUACCCUGACGGCAAGGCUGGAAUGGCCACUUGUGAGAUGUGCGGGAUGGUCGGAGUGCGAGAUGCCUUUUACUCAAAAACUAAGCGCUUUUGCAGUGUGUCGUGUUCCCGGAGUUAUUCCUCGAAUUCCAAAAAAGCCAGCAUCUUGGCAAGACUCCAGGGCAAACCACCAACAAAAAAGGCCAAAGUCUUACAGAAACAGCCUCUUAUGGCUAAGUUGGCUGCUUACGCUCAGUACCAAGCAAGUCAGCAGAACCAGCCCAAGUCAAAAGCUGUGGUCCCUGCAGAGAGCUUUGACUGGGGUCGGUACAUCUGUAGCAAUAACACGACCGGAGCUCCAGUCAGCUGUUUCAAGCAUGCCCCUAUGGGGACAUGCUGGGGAGACAUAGAAGAAGGAGUGAGGAUUGAAGUGAACAACUCUGAUACCAACCUCUCCACUAAGGUGUACUGGAUAGCAGAAAUCAUCAAGCUAGCUGGGUUCAAGGCUCUCCUGCGCUACGAGGGCUUUGACAACGACACCACGAAGGACUUCUGGUGUGACCUCUGCGUCCCUGAAGUGCACCCGGUGGGGUGGUGCGCCUCCAGCGGCAAACCCCUCGUACCCCCAAAAAGCAUACAGCAUAAGUACUCGAACUGGAAAGCCUUUCUUGUGAAGCGUCUCACUGGAGCUAAAACCCUGCCACCUGACUUUAAUGCCAAGGUACACGAGAACAUGCAGUUCCCCUUCAAGAAGCUGAUGCGGGUAGAGGUGGUGGACAAGAACUACCUGUGCCGGACGCGGGUGGCGCUGGUGGAGCAGGUCAUCGGUGGUCGCCUCCGGCUGGUGUACGAGGAGAGCCAGGACGGGUCAGACGACUUCUGGUGCCACAUGUACAGCCCCCUCAUCCACAAUAUCGGCUGGUCGCGCAGCAUCGGCCACCGCUUCAAAAGAUCUGAUAUUACAAAGAAAAUUGAGGGUCAAGCUGAUGCCCCCGCACUGUUCUUCCAGAAGGUGAAAGAUGUGGACCAGAAUGGGGAUUGGUUCAAAGAUGGGAUGAAGUUAGAAGCCAUUGACCCCCUCAACCUCUCAGCUAUAUGUGUAGCCACUGUAAGAAAGGUGUUGGCAGACGGGUACCUCAUGAUCGGGAUUGAUGGUUCGGAGGCAGUGGAUGGAUCAGACUGGUUCUGCUACCACGGCACGUCGCCCUCCAUCUACCCUGUCGGCUUCUGUGAAAUCAACGAGAUAGAACUCACGCCCCCUCGAGGGUACACUAAACUGCCAUUUAAAUGGUUUGACUACCUCAGAGAAACAGGUUCAAUAGCUGCUCCUGUCAAGCUCUUUAACAAGGAGGUUCCCAAUCACGGUUUCCGUCAAGGCAUGAAGCUGGAGGCCGUUGAUCUGAUGGAGCCACGGCUGGUGUGUGUUGCCACGGUGACGAGGAUUGUGCACCGGCUACUGAGGAUCCACUUUGACGGCUGGGAGGACGAAUAUGACCAAUGGGUGGACUGCGAGUCCCCUGACCUCUACCCUGUGGGCUGGUGCCAGCUGACGGGCUACCAGCUGCAACCCCCUGCCUCACAGAGUAACAGAGAAAUGCCUCAAUCUGUACCCAAACAGAAGAAAAAAGCCCAGCAGUACAAAGGCCAGAAGAAAAACUUGAGCCCCCGUGUGUGUCAUAAGCCCCCCGCUAGCUUACCCGAGUGUGGCUUGAUGUUUCUAGAGAGGAAGCUUCCGGUUGGUCGGCGGCCCUUCAGUCAGGCCGGCAGGAGGAGGAGCAGCUUCUCCGGGGACGAGGAGCAGAGUCCACCCCCUUACCCCGCCCAGGGCCCCUCCCGGCCCCGGCCCCGCACCCACCUCCACCAAACCCACAAAUCAGACUCUCUCGUGCGGAUGAAGGAGGAAUCGGCCGAGGUGGACGAGUUCACCUUCUCGCAGGGCACCUCUGACCAGGAGAGCAACGGCUCGGGCAGCUACUACAUCAAACAGGAGCCCUGAUGUCGGGACGGAGCGGGACAAAAAGACCGCCCCCCCGGUCCCCUCCCCCGAGGGAGAAUAAAUCCAACCCCAGCAAGGAUCAGGAAGACAGAGUCAAACUAGCUCGGAAUCACACUCGGACCAACGCCACCGACCUUCUGUGGAUUACAGUUCUGACGAUGCCGAUGUCCAGGAGAGAAGAUGGGGGGAGGGAGGGGGCAGUUUCAAACCUCUGCAAAAAAAAAGUCGCGAAGGGCUCACUCCUCUCUGAACAAUUGUGAAAACCUUGUAGCUGUGCACCCGGGUCACACAUGUUUGGGCAUUCUCUCAUCACACUCCUGGGAUGAUGCAACGUGGUUCUCUCCUGUUCCAGGCAGCCAAUCAGACGUGAGCUAUUUGGAUGGAGGGAGAACAACAGGCUCCCUCCGGACGAAUGGGAGUCCUGCGAGUCGCCACCAGCCCCCCCACUCACCUCCCUACCACCGCAAUGUAGGCUGCGCACAGAGACCUGUAGAAACUGUGAGGAACCGUUUAUUGAGCCAGGUCUUUUGCUUCCUUGUUGUUUUUUUGUUGUUGUUGUUGUUCUCCUCAGUACAGCCACUGAGCGGCCCCAGAGAGGCUGGCAGGAAGAGGAACACAGCUGAGGAGAGUCAUUAUUUUCUUCGGAACAGUCUUGCUAGCUGGACUUCUACUUUGUUAAUAGUACUUGAAGUUUUUUUUUCUUAUUUUGUAAUGAUUUUGGGGUUGUUUUUGUCUUAAUGUACUUAUUUUGCUUCUUUUUUUGUUUGUUAGUGGCUGUUUGGGAAACGUGAUGUGCAUUGUUUUCAUAAGGUGAUUAUAUUCAUAUAGUAUGUGGAGACCUAUAUAAAUCAGAGUAUAGAUAUAGAAUUGUGAUGGGAAGAGCGAUCUCAGUACAGCACUGCUCAGCAUUACUGAUACUGGUCUUAUUUUUCAAAAUGAGAUUUAGUUUCUUCCGAUCUUUACCAGGAGAUUUCCACAACUAUCAUUUCCGAUCCUCAUUACAGAAACAUUCAAGUGUAACGGUGUCGCUCUUCUUGUGAGAGUUGCUCAGACAGCGGGAGGGGGACCUUUCACACGUUUCUAUGGCAACACAAAGGUCCAGUUGGAGUAUAUUCUGCUGGACAUGAACAGUAGUCCAAUAAAAGUGUUUAAUUUUAAUGCAGAAGUCCUGUACAUUUGGACUUUAUUCAACCUGCCAGUAGAUACCUGUGGAUCACGUGCAACCAGGAGAGUGCACGUGUGACGAGGUCACAGUGCUAGCCAUCACAUGGAGUUUUAGUAGGGACCUAUCGCAGUGCCAGAACUCCCACAACACCUCCAAGAUAGAAAGUUGAAAUCCUAUUCUGUAAUGUGGAACUGAACUGAUGGAUCUGUGGAGAUGGAACGCAUUCGUCCUUAAAAUAAUUCCCCUUUUGGUUCAGGAGCGUCUAAUGAGGAGGCAUUGGCAUAAAGUGUGACUGUAGGUGAGCCGCAGGGUCUGUCGUAAAAAGAGAAACCUUACUGGUAUGAUAGGGCUCACUCUGACAUCGUUCUCACUGUGCACCGCCAGCAUGUGGCCCUGGGGGCGGGUCUGCAGCCGGGGAGAGACUGACAGCGCGUGUGUGGGUGUGCGUGUGUGCAUGUGUGUGUGUGUGUGUGUGUUCCAAUCCGUGCUGCAGGCACAUCACUGGCUUGGGGUCAAAGGUCGCUCAGUGACUGGAGGGAGGAGGGGGAGGGGGGGGUGUGUCACAUCGCUCGGGUCUGUUGGGUUCUUGGACCAUGUCGGCUGUAUGUGGAACUCCUCCCCAUGUGGAGUCUGGACUGUGUAACGUUAUUGUGCUCAAUGGCUCCACUGCUGACAUUUAUCAAAAAUUACAGUGAAGAAAAACAAACUAUUUCUACAUAUGUCUAAUUAGGUAAAUGAAAAAGAAACGACCCCCAUAGUGCCUUUUUCUACAAUAUGUUAUAUUAUUAAUAAUGCUUGUAUUCGCUUGCCAUCUAAAGCGAUUUAAGCAACAACAGUUGAGUAAGAUCUGUUUUUGAUUUCUUAUGUUUUGGUUGAAUCAAGUCAUUUUUUUAAUUGAAUACUGUGAAGCAGUCCAGACUCCACACACCGCCUUGGUUUCUAUCUCUGAUGAUAAGACACAAAAGAAUAUUUUAUUAGGGCAAUAUGCAAAGUUUCCGUGUUUUUGUUGUUUUAAUCGCUUGGGUCGUCCUCAUGUCAGAGCCAUAUGUAUGCAAGCUAGCUUAUGAUACACCUGAGCCACAGAAUAAGAGGUUUGUUAUUAAUAAUGAAAACAUGAACAAUGCACUGCUUUUCCAACUCUUCUCUGGGGGCAGCACUCGCGUAACACGACAGGAUCUAAAAGUGACACAAAGACCUAGAUUCUAUAUAUAAAUAUGUAUUCUCCAGACUAUGAUGGUAUCAAACUUUCACAUCCUGAUAUGUCCAAAACCCGCGCUCGUGCGCGGCGACGACUCCUUUCUCUCUUCUCAGAGCUCGAUCUUUUGAACUGUUUACUACCUCCUGAUGCUAGCCACAAGAGCUCAAACUACAGCGCAAAAUAGACUAUGGCAGUGUGUUAGCAUAUGCAAAUGAGAGUGAUUUACCUAAAAAAUGAUGAUCCGCUUGAAGACUAGACACCAAACAUUGCAGAAUGGUAUCACAGCACACGAGGUAGUCUUCUAAUUUGAAUGAUAUGCAAUAAUACCAGAUCCCAUAUUGUUCUGCUAUGUUUCGUAAAUCUUAGAGCGCCCUCAAAUGUCAUGAUCACUACAUGAAUAUAA